AUGCCUGUCAUCCCAGGAGACAAUGACCAAGGUCAGUAAUGUCCCGGCCGGGUGUCUGACCACGACCAAAGCAAGCUGACGCAGUGAUUGAUCCAUCUAGCCAUGAAGGACAAGUUGGCGCAAGGAGCUAAGGAUGCAGAAGCCACCAAAGCAGAGCGCCAGGCGCAAGCUUCGUCUCAACAGCAGACCAACCCAGUGCGUACCGAAGUGUUGGCGAGCUUGUGAAAGAGGCUUUUAUCUGAUGUUGUUGUGACAGGUCAUCGCCCAAGACUUGCCCGAGGCCGCCAGCAAAGAGGAGCUCAGGAAGCGGGCGGAGGAGCUGAACAAGAAGUAG
This is a messenger RNA of Lecanosticta acicola, 334 nucleotides long. NCBI's taxonomy places the organism in Eukaryota, Fungi, Ascomycota, Dothideomycetes, Mycosphaerellales, Mycosphaerellaceae. The record is from the annotation of a GenBank genome assembly.